AUGAUUCCAGACACUGUGCUUUCUACCAUAUCCGUUUUCUCCGACAGCGACAGCAAACAAAUCCAGGACUGGGCCGGCCGUAAGCCAGAGCCCGUUGAGGAGUGUGUCCAUAAAUUGGUGGAGAGUUUCGCGCGCGAGACCCCCAACAGUCCUGCAAUCGCUGCAUGGGAUGGUGAGGUCUCGUACAAAGAGCUCGAUGCUAUGUCAAGCACUUUGGCAGCCAUGCUACAUUCAAAAUACAAAGUCGGCCCCGAAGUAUUUGUACCCCUCUGUUUCGAGAAAUCCAAGUGGAUGAUCAUCUCCAUGCUUGCUGUUUUGAAGGCGGGGGGGCUGUAUUGUGCCAUCACUCCCCAGGAGCGCCUUAAAACUAUAGCCGAGUCGGUUAAUGCGUCCCUUGUCCUCAUCUCAUCUUCACAGUUGGAACGACACGUAAUGCUCGAUAUGCAGUGUCUGGUUGUUGACCAGUUCUUGAUGGAGGGGGCGAGUCCAGUCACGAUCACGCUGCCAUUGGUACAGCCAACCAACGCUGCAGUGACAAUUUUCACAUCUGGAAGUACCGGAACCCCGAAGGGAAUUGUGAUUGAACAUCGAAAUAUCUGCUCAAGUCUCUACGCGCAUGGAAAAGAGUUUGGUUUCAAUCAGGCUUCACGCGUCUUUCAGUUCGCAUCUUAUUCUUUUGAUAUAGGAUACGGCGAUGUAUUCCGGGCCCUAAUGUUUGGUGGUUGUCUUUGUGUGCCCAGUGAAUACGACCGGCUGAAUAACCUGGGACCUUCAAUCAAUGCCUUUGCAGCAAACAUCUGCCAGCUCACCCCAACUGUCGCCGGUAUCGUCUCACCACGAGAGGUACCAACCUUGAAGACGCUUUUGGUUGGAGGUGAGCCAAUUUCCCAAAAGGUGAUGGAAUUGUGGGCCGACAAAGUCCGCUUGAUUGGAGUCUACGGUCCCAGUGAAUGUACCGUUGACUGUCUGACUACGGGCCCCCUGGCAAAAGACGACCGUCCGGGCCUGAUUGGUCAUUCCUUGGGAGCCCGGCCAUGGCUCGUGACCCUGGACAAUGAUCAAGUUCUGGCACCAGUUGGAGCCGUGGGAGAAAUCAUCAUCGAAGGUCCCGGCGUGAUGCGAGAGUAUCUGCACGACCGGAAGCUCACCGCGCUCGUCGUAUACCCAGAGAGACCCUGGCUAGCGAAAAAAUACGGGACACUUCCACAUCGCCUGUUCAAAACCGGUGACAUCGGCUACUACCAGGCGGAUGGGAUGAUCGUCUGCCUUGGAAGGCGAGAUGCCCAGGUCAAGCUGCAUGGUCAGCGUAUUGAAAUGGGGGAGAUCGAUGCGGAGGCUGUGGUCGAUAUUGCUCAGCCUUUGCACUCUACCCGCCCGACCUUGACGGCUUUCCUUCACCUUCCUGGACAGCAAGGUAGAACAAGAUCAACCUCCUCAAAGAUCCUCAUCCAACAUGCAAGACAAGACGAGGAAGUGAAUACACUGAUAAAUUAUCUUCGCCAUCAACUCGAAAAAAAGCUUCCCAGUUAUAUGAUUCCGUCAGCCUUCAUCCCUCUUGCAGAAAUUCCAAGAAACACCUCUGGUAAAGUUGACCGCCGACAGUUGCGUCAAAUGAGCGUAGGGGAGGGUUCACUUGAUGCUGUGCCAUCAGGUAAAUCUCUGAAGCAGACAGAACCAAUGACAGAUAUCCAACGACAAACACGGCGGCUCUUAGCCGGUGUCCUGGACCUUGACAAGGAACUUAUCGGGCUUGAUGACAACUUCUACAGUUUGGGUGGUGAUUCCCUGAGUGCAAUGAGAUUAGUCUCAGAGGGACGGCAGAUGGGACUGAGAACCAGCGUCCAAGAGAUCCUGAAGCAUCCAACCCUCCGUGAACUGGCAGCCACCAUAUCUGUGCAGACUAUCACUGACGUACCAACAACGGCCUUGAACGCUGCCUUUUCAAUGCUCGAUGGCGAUCAAGAGGAGGUCCUUCGCGAAGCUAUCGUUCAAUGUCAGGUUCAUGCGGACCAAAUCGAAGAUAUCUAUCCAUGUUCGCCUUUACAAGAGGGUUUGAUGGCCGUGUCCAUGAGGGAACAGGGAACAUACAUCACGCAUACCACGAUGACCCUUCCAGAUAGCGUGAACAUGAGCGGGUUCAAGGCCUCAUGGGAGUGUAUUGUGCAGCAAUUUCCCAUUCUUCGUACCCGAAUCAUUGCUACCUCUCGGGGGUUCCUCCAGGUUGUCAUCCGAGAACAGUUACAUUGGCGAGAGAUCACGAAUCCGGAAGGAUAUAUUGCAAAACAACAGCUCAGCCUUACAGAGCCUGGUGUGCCUCUCUCAACACUUGCCGUCUGCAAGGCUAGAAAUAAAACCCAGCUGAUCUGGACGGCCCAUCAUGCCAUUCGAGACGGCUGGUCGAAAGGGUUGAUCUACAGAGCAGUUGAGGGACACUUCAAAGAUGCAACUAUCCCACCUUCAUUCUUGUACCGAGACUUCAUCCAUCAUAUUGGGUGCCUUGAUUUGGUGACCAUGAAAAGUUAUUGGACAGGGUAUCUGGAUGGAUUUUCCUCCACCGUCUUCCCAAGGCUUCCGUCGGCCUCAUAUCGCCCAUUUGCCGAUCAAACGCUGCAGCUAGGAUUUUCUAUUCCCCGAAAAUAUAAUUCCAAAAUCACAAUGGCAACCAAGCUCUAUGCCUCUUGGGCUCUUUUACUCAGUCGCUAUAGUGAUGAAACUGAUAUCUGUUUUGGAACCACGUUGAGCGGCCGGACAGUCGGGCUGGAUGGCAUUGGGGACAUCGUUGGACCGACCAUUGCAACCGUUCCCAUACGCAUCAGAAUUGACUGGACUGAGUCAGUUCCCAAGUUUUUAGAAACCAUUCAACGACAGCAGAUCGACUCGUUAUGCUUCGAGCAGAUUGGAUUGCAGAAUAUCGCGAAGUUGUCCUCGGCUGCUGCCCUCGCUUGUGCCUUCCAGUCACUCUUUGUGAUUCAAGAUUCUCCGUUCAAUGAAACAGAUUCUGACCUGUUUAAACUGGACGAGUUACAGGACGCUUCAUGCAUUUCCCUUGGUCAUGCCUUGACCAUUGAGGUACUCCCAUCUGCUUCUAGCCUCGGCCUCAAGGCAAGAUACGAUGCCAAAAUCAUUGACCAGAAACAAAUGGAACGCAUCCUGCGACAGUUCGAGACCAUUUUCCUUCAGACAUCAAGUGCUGCAGAUGACCCGGACAAAUCUCUCAAUGAUAUCAUGUAUGUCGACCCGACGGAGAUUGCGGAGCUUACUCAGUUCGGCUCUGGUCCUGUCGUCGCAGAUGGUCCCUUACUUCUGGAUAUGAUUUUCCAAGGAAAACAGAAACAGUCUGACGAGCUUGCUAUUGAUGCGUGGAAUGGCUCCUUUACGUACCUAGAGCUGGAUCGAAUGUCUAUGCGCCUCGCGCAUCAUUUGAUGGAGCAAGGACUACAGAAGGGCGAUCCAGUCAUGUUUUGCUUCGAAAAGUCCGCCUUGGUGGCCAUUGCCGUGGUCGGUAUUCUACGUGCAGGUGGUGUUUGCGUUCCAGUUGAUCCAUCCUUCCCUUCAAGUCGAUUCCAGAAAAUAAUCGCGACGACGAACUCCAAAUUUGCCUGUACUUCUUCCAAAACCUCCCCUAUUUUGAGCGGCCUCAUAGAGAAACAAAUCAUCUUGGAUCAAAAUUCCUUUGCCGGAUCGGAGUACCUUGCAAUGGACCUCCCACAAUGCGAUAAUGGAGAUCAGGCAUAUAUCAUCUUCACCUCCGGCUCGACCGGGGAGCCAAAAGGUAUUAUGAUGAGUCAUGGAUCCAUAUCUUCCAGCAUUGCCGUUCACAGUCCAGCAAUGGAAUUCAAAGCCGGGACAAGAGUUCUACAAUAUUCUGCCUACACGUUUGACCACAGUCUCUUCGAAAUACUCACCACAUUGGCAAAUGGAGGCUGCAUUUGCAUUCCUUCGGAUAGCGACAGAAUGAACAAUCUCGCUGAGCAAAUUCGCAAUUUUAACAUUACCUGGGCCUAUCUGACACCUUCAGUUGCUAAUCUCCUGAAACCAGAGGAUGUUCCAAACCUGAAGACCCUUUAUUUGGGUGGUGAGCAGAUUACCACAGCCCUGAUUGAUACCUGGGCUGGGUCAACCAAGCUGCUGAAUGGAUACGGACCCGCAGAAUGCUCCAUGUGCACACUAAGCAAGAUUGAAUACGGGGCGACAAAAGCCAAUAUCGGCCAGCCCAUCAGUGGCCGGGUCUGGGUGACAGCACCGGAUAAUCCCAGAAUCCUUCUUUCUGUGGGCAUGAUAGGCGAAUUGCUGUAUGAGGGGCCUACGAUGUCCCAGGGAUAUCUCAACAAUCCCGUUGGAACUCAAAGAUCCUUCAUCGACUUCCCAUCAUGGUCGUGGUUGUGCUACACAAACCGAUCGCCCUCUCGUCUAUUCCGAACGGGUGAUCUCGUCCGUUACCAGUCUGAUGGUACUCUGGAGUAUAUUGGUCGUAAAGAUACCCUCGUGAAGCUUCAUGGAUUGAGGGUCGAUCUUGGAGAGGUUGAGUAUCAAAUCAAAAAGCAAAUUCCGGAAUUUUCAGAGGUGAUAGUGGACGUGGCGCAAUUUGACCAUGGCAAAAGCGAUCGACUUCUCGCAGCUUUCGUCAGAUUGGAGCAAAAGUCAUCUUUCUCGAGCUCCCCAGGCCCUACAUUAUCUGCAGGGGAAAAUCAAAAGUACUGGCAAGAGUUGCUUCAGGACAUUGAGACUGCGCUUCUGAAACAGCUACCACCAUACAUGGUGCCUCGUGUGUUUGUUCCACUAUCGUCGCUGCCACACACAACAUCAGAGAAAGUCGACAGGAGGACCCUUCAUUCCUGGGCAGAACAGCUCUCUCUCAAAGAGAUCGCAGCUCUCCGUGGCUCCGAGGACAGUCGACCGCCAUCGUCGAGUACGGAGAAGAAACUUAGCGUCCUCUGGAAAUCGGUGCUGGGAGCAGAUAAUCUGGAAUUCAUGGCCACCAACAACUUCCUUCAGAUUGGUGGUGACUCAAUCAGUGCUAUACGGCUUGUAGCUCUCGCAAAGCGAGAGGGGCUGCCACUCACAGUGGAUCAGAUCAUGAGAACACCUCGUCUUGACCAGAUGGCGGCCUCGAUCGAUUUGCAGACCAAUGUACAAAGCAUUAGGGUAGAUGCUUUUGAGCUAGUCAGGGACGAAAAAGAUAAUUUGCUUGCCAUGGCCCAAGCUCAGACAGGCCUUGGUGUGGACAUGAUCGAAGAUAUAUAUCCCUGCACAGCCCUGCAGAGUGGACUGAUGGCUCUCUCCAUUAAAGAGCCCGGCACCUAUGUUGCCCAAAUGGUAUACCGCCUCGAUAGUUCCACUGACAUGAAACGCUUCACAGCUGCGUGGCAGUCGGUCUAUCGCUCAAGUCCCAUCUUGCGAACAAGGUUGUUCCAGACUACCUCCGAAUUGAUGCAGGUUGUGGUCAAGGAUAACCUCCACGUGCACACCCAUGACAACCUAGACAUGUAUCUCCAUCGUGAAGACGGUCUACUCAUGAUGCUUGGCUGCCCGCUGUUUAAUCUGGCUUGCAUAGCGGAUGAAUCAAAAGGGCAAACCUUUGCUGUCAUCACGGUACACCACGCCGUCUAUGAUGGAUGGUCCCUUUCGUCCCUAUUUGAAGCAGUUGAUAAUGCGUAUUCCAACCGUCCCAUAAUCCCCCGACCUGGCAUCAACGUCUUGAUCAAAUACCUACAUGACAAUCAAAUUGAAAAAGGCCAUGCAUACUGGGAAUCGCAAUUGUCUGGUGGCGAAACAUCCCAUUAUCCCAACCUACCUUCGCCAUCAUAUCGUCCGAUCGCGUCUAAAUGUUUGGAAGGUCUUCUGCCGUUCAUCCGGAACAAUAAUAGUGCCAUUACAACAGCUACAGCUAUGAGAACUGCCUGUGCUGUUGUCCUAGGACGAUACCACGACUCAACCGACAUCAUCUUUGGAGAGACACUCAGCGGACGGACGCUGCCACUGGCGGAAAUCGAUCUUCUUGACGGGCCCACAAUCGCCACUAUCCCAGUACGAAUCCGCUGGGAGGAAGGAGAAUUGCUCUCAAAUCUUCUGGAUCGUGUUCAGGAUCAAUAUAUUAACAUGAAUGGCUACGAAAAUUAUGGGCUGCAGCAUAUCCAGCGCAUUUCGGAGAACUUGAGAGACAUCGCCAGCUUCCAAACGCUGGUCAUCAUUCAAAACUCUGCGGAAGACACGGCAAGUGGUUGCCAGCUUCUCAUGACGCCUGUCUCAGGCAAUUUUAAGGCUUUUCACACUUAUAGUCUUGUUCUAGAGUUUACUCUCGUGCCACAGGGCGCAAGGUUGAAAGUUAGCUUCGACCCCAACAUUGUGUCAGUGGAAAUGGUCACAAUACUGAAGCUCCAGAUUGGACACAUCCUAAGACAGCUGAGUGAUGUUGAUGUCCACUAUGCUGUCAGCGAUCUCGACUGGGUCACAGAGCCUACGAUGUCAGAACCUGCGGUCAUUCCUACAGCAGACGAAAGGUGUCUGCAUGCGAUUGUACAUGAUAAGGCCGUUGCCCAACCUGAAGCUCAAGCCAUUGUAUCCUGGGAUGGAAACCUGUCAUACUUGCAGUUGGACUCAUUGGCCACACUAUUCAGUCGCUUUCUCCAGCAGGUCCAUGGUGUGCAGCCGCGAUCUUUCAUUCCCAUUUGUGCCAAGAAGUCUUUAUGGUCUGUGGUCGGUAUGCUUGCUAUCCUGAAAGCUGGGGCCGCCUUUGUCCCCAUUGACCCCGCCCAUCCCAAGGCACGCAUUGAAUAUGUUGUCAAAACCCUUGAUGCCCCGAUAAUUCUGACUACCCCAGAGACUCGAGUGAUUGUCGAUGGACUCAACGUUCCUGUGGUUGAAAUCGUCGAGAUCCCGAUAAACCAACUUCCUCAGACGGACGAGGUGUGUUUCAGCAACGCACAGCCAUGGGAUCCAGCAUAUUGCUUAUUCACAUCCGGCUCAACUGGAAAUCCUAAAGGAGUCGUUGUGCAGCACGCCUCCAUAGUGACCAGCUGUUUCGCUCAUGGAAAGGCCAUGUUCAUCUCACCCGAAUCCCGAGUACUCCAAUUUGCCGCUUAUUCAUUCGAUAUCUCUGUGUCGGAAAUAUUUGCAACACUCCUAUAUGGUGGAUGUGUCUGCAUCCCAUCAGAGACCGACAGACACAACGAUGUGGCUAAGGCUAUCAACACUAUGGAUGUCAACUGGGCUUGCCUAACACCAUCUUUCGUCAAGGUUCUCUCUCCCAUGCAAGUCCCUAGUCUGAAGACGUUGGUUCUAGCUGGAGAAGCUUUACAAAGAGAAAACAUCGCAACCUGGGUCGAUCAUGUUCGCCUCAUCAACGGAUACGGACCCACUGAGGCCUCUGUGUUCUGUGUGUCCCAUGUUAUUACAUCGGGUAACUCAAACAAGAGUAUUAUCGGAAGACCUGUCGGUUGCAGGGCAUGGGUAGUGAGCACGACUGACUACAACAAACUCGCCCCUCUAGGAGCUACUGGAGAACUCAUCUUGGAGGGCCCUAUCGUCGCACAAGGGUAUUUAAAAGCUCCCGAGAGAACAAAGGCUGUCUUCAUCAGCAACCCAGAUUUCCUAUUCGAAGAACCCAACACUCCUCUAUAUCGUACUGGAGAUCUCGUGCGCAUGGAUACUGACGGGCUCCUGGAAUACAUCGGUCGAAUGGAUCUCCAGGUCAAGAUCAACGGCCAACGUGUCGAAUUAGGGGAAAUCGAACACCAAGUCAAGGUUGCUAUUGAUGAAAAAGCGGAAGUCAUUGUACAGCUAUGUUCUGAUACUACGAGUAAAGCCUCAAAGAUCUUGGUCGCUUUCGUCUCUUUCGGAGCUUACACCAGCAACAUGCAUUCUCGUUCUGAUGUUGUGAGUCUAGACUCGUCGGAAGAGCACCGGCUGCUCAUUGAUCAAGCUAGAGGGAGACUCACAAGCUCCCUACCACAUUACAUGAUUCCCUCCAUGUACAUAUGUGUGGAUUUCAUUCCUUUGAAUUCAUCAAUGAAAGCUGAUCGGCGCAAAUUGGAGGAAUGCUUUCCUCGUCUUCGAGACGGACAUGUUCCGAUGGUGUCAGCAAGCCAAUCGCAGAAGAGGGACCUUACUGAAUUGGAGAAACGACUGCAGCACCUUUGGUCUAAAGUGCUGGAUAUCCGAAUUGACGAGAUCAAUCAUGAUGCCAACUUCUUCCGCCAGGGUGGCGACUCUCUCUCAGCUAUCUACCUUGUUGCCGCUGCCAGAGAAGACGGCCUCCAGUUGACCGUUGAGGACGUAUUUCGUGAACCUACCCUGGCCGCUAUGACAAAGGUUACUUUGGCUAUCUCACAAGAGAGCCCAUUACAACUCAUCCCCUUUUCUCUGAUUGAUGAAACACGCCGUGCGGAGUAUAUGCAGUCUGCGGUUGUUCAGCUGGGGAUAUCGGACACAGACAUUGAAGAUAUUAUCACAUGCAGUCCAUUGCAGGAAGGUCUUGUAGCCUUAUCAUUAAAGGAUGCGGGAGCCUAUAUCGGCCAAUUUAUCUUCUCUAUCCCAGAUGCUGUGGACAUUCAAGCCCUUGAGGCGGCAUGGGGCCAUACAACGCAGAAGAUCCCGCUGCUGAGGAGUUAUUUCAUGCAAAGUGAUGACAACAGAUUGGUCUCCGUGAUUUCUCGCCGGUCGACUCUCAUUCGACACGAAACAGACCUUAAGCAUUACCUGGAGCUUGAUAAGGUGACCCCCAUGGGACUAGGAGAUCCCUGUGUUCGACUCGCCAUCAUUCGGGGAGUUGACAACAGGCACUUGGUGAUGAGCGCCCACCACGCCAUUUACGACGCUUGGUCCAUGCAACUAAUCCUCCGAACCUUGGAGGCGACUUAUCUUGGUGACGAUGUAAUUUCCCCUUGUUCAUUUACCAACUUUCUUCAGUAUUUGUCAACCGGGGAUGAUGAAGGGACACGGCUUUUUUGGCAGCGCGAGUUGGAUGGAGCCUGCACCAGUGUCUUCCCGCAGCUCCCUUCGUCUGAUUUCCAAGCGCGAACUGAUAAGGUCAUCCAUCGUCACAUAUCGAUUUCUCGAUCGAAUUCAGUGGAUGUUACACUGCCCACUUGGGUCAAGUUAGCAUGGUCCCUAGUAUUAAGUCGACAUUCUGAUCGAGAUGAUGUCUGCUUUGGUAUGACCCUCAGUGGACGAACAGCCCCGUUGGCAAAUAUCGACCGCAUCGCUGGGCCUACCAUUACUACGGUUCCCAUCAGAGUAUCCUUGUCCAAGAAGGAAAGUGUGGUCGAGUUUGCUCGAUCAAUGCAAACCCGGUCUCAAGAGACUAGUGCCUUCGAUCAUUACGGUAUUCAAAACAUUCGGAAGCUUACCGAAGACACUGCCAGAGCAUGUAGUUUUACAACCUUGUUGGUGAUUCAAAAUGCGCGGGCUGCGUCGGGGCAGCACGGCCAAAGGGUAUUGAUUCCUGCUGAGACGAAUGAAGUCUUCUCCCUCACUUAUCCUCUGGUGCUGGAAUGUUUCCCCUUGCCAACUGGUAUAUCGAUCAAUGCCAGCUUUGAUUCACGAGUCCUCGAUUCGAAGACGGUAGGAAGGAUAUUAGGCCAGUUGGAUCACGUUCUCCAUCAACUGAUGGAACCCGCUGCAUUGGGUAUGUGUCUCGCUGAUAUUGAGCUGAUCAGUCCUGAAGAUGUACGGGAGAUAAUGCUUAUGAACCAAAUUGUGCCCCCUGUGCAAGAGCUUUGCGUUCAUGAGCUCUUUGAAAGACAAGUCUCGGACCAGCCAUCGGCAACUGCCGUGGAAUCUUCAGAAGGAGCCUUGACAUAUGCUGCCCUGGACGAAAUUUCGUCGCUUCUUGCAGACUAUCUCGUUUCUGUUCUCCAUGUUAGCCCUGGAGAUUUUAUCCCUCUUCUCUUCGAGAAAUCUAUGUGGGUAGUGGUAGUGAUGCUCGGUGUCCUUAAAGCUGGCGGUGCAUGCGCGGCGUUAGAUCCAAAACACCCCGCUAGCCGACUUCAGGGGUUUAUCGAUGAUUUAGAAGCCAAGGUCAUACUCUGCAGUGACUUCUGCUCUGAUAAGGCGCACAUGCUGCUACCGGAUGUGCUCCAGGUAAAUGGUGCCUUCCUCAGUCGCCUAUUGUCAAGCAAGUGCGGUAUAACCCCCUUGAAGCACAAGGUUACACCACAGGACCCGGCCUUUGUCCUUUUUACUAGUGGAAGCACAGGCCGACCGAAGGGAAUAUUUAUUGACCACCAAGCAUUCGCCAGUAGUAUCAAGGGCCAUGCUGACAUCCUCCAAUUCCGCAAAGGCUCACGGAAUCUUCAAUUCACGGCUUAUACCUCGGAUGUGAGCAUUGGCGAGAUCUUUACCUCACUCGCCCAGGGCAGCUGUGUCUGUGUGCCUUCUGAGUACGAAAGAAUGAACGAAUUAGGUGCCUUCAUCACUCGCAUGAACGUUGAUUGGGCCUUUCUCACCCCUAGUGUUGCUUCCCUCCUCCACCCUGCUGACGUUCCUACUCUGAAAACUCUUGUUUUUGGGGGAGAGACGGCUACCCCGGAAAAUGUUAGUACCUGGGCGCCAGCGCUAUAUCUGAUCAACAGCUUUGGGCCUGCUGAAUGCUCUAUCUGGACAAGCUGUAGUCCUGGAUUCAGCCCAGAAGAUCACGGUUCCAAUAUCGGAUACGGUGUUGGAUGCUUGCAGUGGAUUGUUGAGCCUGAUGAUAUCAAUAAAUUAACACCUUUCGGAGCGAUUGGAGAGUUGCUGAUCGAAGGACCCAAUGUCGCUUCACAUUAUAUCAAGAACCCGAGCAAGACCGCAUCUUCAUUCAUCAAGUCGCCGAAAUGGCUACCCUAUGGCUCCCGUCAACGAAUUUACCGAACAGGUCUAAUCUCAUUCUUGAUAGGUGACCUGGCCCGUUUCUUGCCUGAUGGAAGGCUCCAGUUCAUCGGCCGGAAAGAUACCCAAGUCAAGUUACAUGGUCAACGUGUUGAACUGGGUGAGAUCGAGCACCAGUUAAGAGUGUAUCUUCCUAGCAUGAAGGAGAUUGCGGUCGAAAUGAUCCAACCAGCUGGAGGGCAUUCCAGAUUGGCCGCCUUUCUUCCGAUGGCUAAAACAAGCGAUCGGACAGAUGCACGUAUUCGGUAUGACGUUGAAUCACUCACUUGGUUAGACAACUUGGUCAAUGGAUUGCAGGAGAAGCUCUUCUCCCAACUCCCUUCCCAUAUGGUGCCGUCCCUCUUCAUCCCCAUGAGUCACAUGCCGCUUUCGGCGUCGGCAAAAACGGACCGCAAGGCUCUUCAUGCCAUAGCAUCUGGAAUCUCUCCGGAGCAGAUACAGGCGUUGGGUAAGUUGAGUAUGCACGGAAACAUCGAGGCGCCAUCAACCCCAAUGGAGACAAUACUUCACGGUCUAUGGCAGGAACUCUUCAACAUUGACGGCGCGGCCUUUGGCGUCAACCAUCAUUUUCUCCGUCUUGGAGGAGAUUCCAUCCUCGCAAUGCGUCUAGUAACUUUGUGCAGAACCAAAGGCGUCUCUCUGAGCGUGAUGGUUAUCUUUCAAUCCCCGAUCCUCAAGGAUAUGGCAAACUCAGCCACCUUCAUCGAAGUUAUUUCGAAGCCCGACAUAGUGGAGCCUUUUUCACUAGUUCCAGGGCAAUCCAAGAGCGAACUCCGCGUCGCUGCUGCCAUCCAGUGCGGUGUGUCUCCGGAGGAGAUUGAGGAUGUGUUCCCUUGCACUCCGUUGCAGGCAGGGUUAUUCUCCCUUUCGCAGCGAUCCAGAGAAUCUUACAUUGCUCGAUUUAUCUUUGAGAUUGACCAAUGUAUCGAUAUGGAACGGUUGUUGGGAUCCUGGAAAAGAGUAGCUCAAUCGCAUGAGAUUCUUAGGACGCGCUUCAUUGAGAAUGAUGACCUCCAUAUCCUCCAAACUAUUGUCAAAGAACCACCAGAAUGCCAGACGAGCCAAAGUCUCUCGGAAUACUUGGCGUCGGAUACCGCGAAGCCAAUGAUCUUUGGCCAACCACUUUUCCGAUGGGCCCUUGUUCAUGAAGGAGGUCAAAAUAGCCAUUUUGUUCUCUCCGCUCAUCACUCUUGUUACGAUGCAUGGUCUUUAACGAUUCUUCUCAAAUCAGUCGCAGAGAUCUAUCACUGCCGAGCGCCAUCAUGUACCGUUCCCGGGAAUUUUAAAGCAUUCAUUCGAGCAACUCAGAAGCUUGAUGAAGGCGCAGCGAGGGAGUUCUGGAGCAUUACCCUUCAAGAUGCUCCAGCGCCAUCAUUCCCGGCCUUGCCAUCCGUUUCAUACCAGCCAAUCACCGAUGCUACUGUGACCCAUGUCAUCCAACGGCCGAGGCAGCAGUAUAACGCUGUUCCAUCCUCGGUUCUAUUUCAGGCCGCGUGGUCAAUUGUGCUGGCGCGAUAUUCAGACAACAAGGACGUGGUCUACGGAUAUAGUACCAGUGGACGAUCUGGUGACAUACCUGGUAUUGAAUCCAUCUGUGGGCCGACUCUGGCGACUGUUCCAAUGCGGGCAGUAAUCCAACCAGGAAGGUUGAUACCUGAAUUUCUGAACGAUAUACACAGACAUUCCUUGGAACGGAUGCCGUAUGAGCAAUUUGGCCUUCAGAAUAUCAUGAAAUCGAGCCCUCAAGUGAAGCAAGCCUGUAACAUCCUAACACUGCUGGUUGUUCAAUCAGAAGGCCAGGUUCUAUCAAACGACACAGUCCUAGGUAUGAAACAGGUUCACUUAGAGGACAACGGGGGUGGGCUUACAUAUGCUUUGGUGCUCGAGCUCACACCGGGAGCAGCGGAAAUUGAAAUGAGGUUCAGCUUUGAUUCCAACGUUAUGGAUCGUCGUCAAGUUCAGAGACUUGCAUGCCAGUUCCAUCAUGUCUUGAAACAAGUCUUCGAAUGCGCAUCGUCGUCGGUUGACCAAAUUGAGAUUAUUUCACCAUCAGACAGAGAAGAGAUCUUUUCCAUGAAUCACACAGUGCCCCGCCGAUCCUCUGACUGCGUUCAUGAGCUUUUCGAGCGACGGGUUCUCUCACAACCUGACGAACUCGCGAUUAGCUCUUGGGAUGGUGAGAUGACCUACAACGAACUAGAAAAUAAGUCAACGUUACUUGCUCAACAUCUCAUUACGCGGGGUGUGCAAAGCGGUCAGCUUGUACCCCUCCUGUUCGAAAAGUCUCUUUGGACAAUCGUGGCCAUGCUUGCUAUCCUCAAGGCCGGCGGCGCCUGCGCAUGUCUCAAUCCUGCAGAUCCAUUAGAGCGUCUUCAGGGUGUUGUGGAAGAUAUGCACGCACUGCAUAUUCUUUGCAGCACUGCCAACCUGGAGAAGGCCAGCAAAUUGUCCACGCAUGUGGUUCAAGUCGACUCCAAGCGGCUAGAGCGACUAAAAAUGUCGAGACCAACUCCUGUCAUCGACAGCAAUGUCUUUGUUAGUCGAAAGAUCAGCUCUGACCAGCCUGCAUUUAUUUUGUUUUCUUCUGGGUCUACAGGCAAGCCCAAAGGUAUCAUCAUUGAUCACGGUGCCUUCUCUAGCAGCAUCAAUGGUCACUCUGAAACGCUGCUCUUCAAAAAGGGAUCUCGCAACCUCCAAUUUACAGCGUAUACAUCCGACGUUAGUAUUGGCGAGAUCUUUACUUCCUUGGCAGUGGGAGCCUGUGUCUGUGUCCCAUCAGACUAUGAGCGGAUGAAUGAUCUGGAGGGAUCAAUGGAGCGCCUCCGGGUAGAUUGGGCUUUCUUGACACCCAGCGUCGCUUCGGUUGUUGAUCCUGCAAAGGUUCCAACUCUUAAGACUCUUCUCUUUGGGGGUGAAACCGCAACUCCUGAAAAUAUUGCCUCCUGGGCACCUCAAGUCUACUUGAUCAAUAGCUUUGGCCCGGCGGAAUGUUCCAUCUGGACGAGCUGCAACCCAGGUGUCUCGAUAACCGAUAUUGGCUCGAAUGUUGGGUAUGGACUGGGCUGUCUCCAGUGGAUCGUCGAACCCGAAGACCAUAACAAGCUCGCACCCUAUGGAACCGUCGGUGAACUUCUGAUUGAAGGUCCAAAUGUCGCCACGGGAUAUUUGAAUAACGAAUCGAAAACCAAAUCUACUUUCAUUUCGAGCCCGUCUUGGUUAUCGGCCGGACGGCGGUUGUACAAGACCGGAGACCUGGCUAGGUUCAUGCCAGAUGGAAAAGUUCAAUUCCUGGGCCGAAAGGACACCCAGGUCAAGCUGCACGGCCAGCGGAUUGAGCUACGCGAGAUUGAACAUCAAAUCCGGCAGGUCAUGGAUGUGCAAGAGGUCGCAGUGGAAAUGGUAGGAUCGACAAAUGGAAGCCAGCUUCUUGUUGCAUUCCUAGCCAUAAGCGAAGAGAUGGUGGCCCCUCAAAUUGGAGAUGUGCCAGCACCUGUCCGAGUUGUCACCCCCGAAGAGACGCACGAGAUCUUCAAAUCCCGUCUCCAUUCGCUACAGUCAGUCUUGUCGGAUGUUCUUCCUCGCCAUAUGAUUCCUACACAUACUAUCUGUCUUUCUAAUAUGCCCUUAUCUGCCUCUGCUAAAACAGACCGAAAGGCAUUGGCCGCCAUCUUCUCCGAUCUUUCGGUCAGUGAUUUGGCCAUAGCAUCAGGGCAAAUGCAGAGCUGCAGGACCCCAAAAACCGACAUGGAACAGGCACUCCAUUCGUUAUGGGUCAAGGUUCUGCGUAUUCACGAUACCGAAUUUGGACUUGAUGACGGAUUUUUCCAUCUCGGAGGAGAUUCAAUCUCUGCGAUGCGACUUGUCUCUGAGUGCCGUGCUUUGUCUAUUGUCCUGUCGGUGGAGAAUAUCUUCCUGAAUCCACGGUUGCAGGCUAUGGCAACAGUCGCACAGAUCGAUACGUCCCCUCUCGCUUCGGGUCCUACGCCAGUGCCGCCAUUUUCCCUCAUUCAAACACCAAAUGAAGCCAAAUCUCAGGCUUCAGCGGACUGCAAAAUCCCGCUUGAUGAAAUUGAGGACAUAUACCCUUGCAGCCCGUUGCAAUCAGGGCUUCUGGCGCUGAGUUUGAUGAACUCUGGGGCAUAUUCCUCCCAGUUCACCUAUCGAGUACCCACAGAAAUAACUGAAGACAUUGUCAAAGAUGCAUGGAGGAAAACGGUUCAAUCUAUAGAUGUGCUGCGGACAAGGAUUAUCUACCGAGAUCAUGAUUACCUCCAAGUUGUGACGAGACAAAUAGGUGAGGUGUGUAUUGAAAGAAUUCGAAACCUGCCGGCAUAUCUCCAACAGGACCGAGAGAUUACAAUGACGCUCGGAGCGCCACUGGCACGUUGUGGCUUCAUUCCUCACUCAGGAAAUGAAAACUACGUCAUUAUAACAGCUCAUCACGCCAUCUAUGAUGCCAUAUCCUGGGAACACAUCAUACAAACCUUUCAGUCACAUUGUCGAGCCCAGCCUUCACGUGCACAAAACGAUGUUCCCUUCAACCACUUUAUCAAAUUCCUAGGAGAACAAGAUUUGAGCCGUGCUGCGACCUUUUGGACCGAACUCCUCCAGGAUUGUCCAGCGUCAAAUUUUCCCCAUAAGUUACCGCAGCAGGUCUUGACAAACGAUUCUUGUCAACGCCUUAUACAACUCAACAUCCCUUCUGGGUCUCCCUUUACCUUGAACACCUUCCUCCGCGCAGCUUGGGGUCUUGUCUGUUCUUCAUUCGAGCACAGUGAGGAUGUUAUUUUUGGGGUCACUCUCUCUGGAAGAACAGCCCCGUUAGUAGCCAUUGACCGUAUUCCGGGUCCAACCAUUACUACAGUUCCAGUGAGGGUUUCCUGUGCAGGGGGACAGACCAUUGAAGAAUAUCUCGACCAUGUGCAAGGGCAGGCCAACUCGAUGGUUCCGUAUGAGCAUUUUGGGCUCCAAAAUAUCCAAACAUUGUCUCCUUCUGCAAAAAUUGGUGUCAAUUUCAACUCUCUUCUCAUCGUCAACAAGGACGACUCUGACCUUGGGAAAGCCCCUGUGUUGAAUGAAUUUUCGAUCAUCGAUACCGGCUAUCCUACUGUUUACACUUAUCCGCUUGUCUUGGAGUGCCUGUUAGGGCAGCGGGGCAUUUUGGUCAAGGCAUUCUACAAUACCGAAAUGAUGCCAGUUGCUCAAGUUGACAGAAUCUUGUCCAAUUUCGAAAAUACUCUCCAGCAGCUUCUUUUCCGGGACGCACAUGAUCGUCUUGCUGAGAUGGAGUCUAUCAGCCCAGGGGAUAUGGCAGAGAUCGAGGAUUGGAAUGGCCCGAUGAUCGACAUGGAUGAUCACUUUUUGUACGAUGCUUUUGAAGUUCAUGCCUCCCACAAGCCGGACAGCCUAGCGGUCCACUCCUGGGAUGGUGAGUUAUCGUAUGGCGAAUUGAAGUCAUAUUCAGAUCGCCUCGGCUACUUCCUCCAGCAGCAAGGAUUGGCGCGCGGAAUGAUGGUGCCCUUCUGCAUGGAAAAAUCCAUGGUAGCAAUUGUCACUAUUCUUGCAAUUCUGAAGAUCGGUGCAGCAUGCGUGCCAUUGGAUGUCAACGACCCCAUUGCCAGACAGAAAACCAAGGUUGACCAAGUCAGCGCAGCAUUCAUGCUCACGUCACCUACACAGGUAUCCUCUAUUGAAAAUCUGGGACCCAAUGUCUUGGUCAUCGACAUCAGUCUGAUCAGGAGUCUUGAUCCUACCAGCCGCAAUUUGGGGGUGGUCAGUACAACAGAUAUUGCUUAUGUCAUGUUCACGAGCGGAUCAACAGGUCUACCAAAGGGUGUUCUUCAGCAGCAUGAUUCCCUGAACACCGGCAUCAAUGCUCUUGGAAAGGCCAUGGGAAUCACUGAGACGAGUCGAGUAUUCCAGUAUGCAUCGUACACCUUUGACGCUAGUAUCGGAGAUAUAUUCGGAGCUCUUUCGUAUGGUGGUUGUAUAUGCAUUCCUAGCGAACAAGACCGUUUGAAUGAUAUAUCCUCGGCCAUCAAUCGCCUGGGUGCCAACCAAGCAUGUUUGACACCGACUGUUGCUCGGUUGCUAGAUCCUGUCUCCAUACCUGGCUUGAUGCGACUCAGCUUAGGUGGAGAGCCUAUUACUGAGCAUGAUAUCUUGAGAUGGUCUCCACAUACACGACUGCUCAACGUGUACGGCAUCACAGAGACGGCGGUCUGGUCUGCGACAAAUCAAGAAUAUGUCGAGACUGCGAAUAUUGGCAGAGGCUUUGCCACGUGGUUGUGGAUUAUACACCCGGAGGACCAUAAUCACCUGAUGCCGAUCGGUGCGAUUGGAGAGAUUAUGAUGGAAGGGCCUGUCCUUGCGGUGGGCUAUUUGAACAACGAGAAAGCCACAUCUGCCGCGUUCGUGACCAAUGUUUCUUGGGCGAAGACUAAAGAACAACCUAGACGAUUUUACAAGACCGGUGACCUCGCAUACUACAAUUCCGACGGGACGCUUCAUUAUGUUGGCCGUAAGGAUACCCAGGUCAAACUCCACGGACAACGGGUUGAGCUCGGAGAUAUUGAGAGCCAUGCUCGCAAGUAUAUCCCUGGAGGGGUUGAUUUGGUCGUAGAGCUUAUCCAGACGCCAUCGGUGGAUAAUUCGGCUGUCUUGGUAUGCUUCUAUGAUAAAGCCGACUCAGUGGUUGAUGUGAAGAUGAUCAGAACCUUACUGGGAACGACUUUGCCAUCAAAUAUGGUCCCGACGGUCUGGAUGGCGGUGGAUACAAUCCCAAGGCUUCCUUCUGGGAAGACUGAUCGAAAGCAGCUCCAUCUGAUCUUCGCGGAAAGAAGGCUGGAGGAUGCGCAGAUUAUCAUUGACGACUCCUCUCAAGCCAGAAGACAACCACAAACCAUCAAACAACGAUUGAUGCAAGAACUUUGGGCUAAGGUCCUUGCAAGAGACCCGUCACUCAUUGGCAUUGACGAUGACUUUUUCCUCCUUGGCGGCGAUUCCAUGGGCGCCAUGAGAUUGGCAGCUUCUUGCCGCGAGGCUGGCCUAUCCUUGACUGUGACCUCAAUUGUUCAAAGCUCCAUCCUAGCUCACAUGGCAGAAGUCUCUGAAUAUGAAGCUGCGUCUUCCUCAACUGCAGUGGCGCCUUUUUCCUUAGUAGCUCAUCCUCCGGAAAUGAAGCAACGUCUCCGACAAGAGGCCUGCAAAAUCUGCCAGGUUACCAUGAGUGAGAUUGAUGACAUCUAUCCCUGCACGACGCAGCAGAUCCGGUACAUGAAGCUGAACCUAUCACCUCCGGGUUGCUCUACUCUUCAGCAACCGUUCUCUAUUCCUGCCACGGUUGACAUUGCUCGACUCAAAGCCGCUUGGGAGAAUGUUACCUCCAGAAACCCUAUCCUCCGCACUCGGGUUGUGCAAAUUGAUGAGGAAUAUUACCAAGUGGUCACAAAUACCCCAGUUACAUGGCACACCGCUGACUCACUCGAGACAUACACCGACUUUGAACGAUCCAAAAUAAUACAAUUGGGAGACCUGCUUAGCCGAGUGGCAAUAAUUGAUAAACGAGAUGGAUCACGGCCUUAUUUUGUUUGGACAGCACAUCACGCGGCGUUCGAUGCGUAUAGCCUGCAGCUCACCCUUAACCACCUGGAGGGGGCAUAUUUUGGGAAUGAAGCACGCGAGGCUCCCAUGAAUCUGCUUAUCAAACAUACCCAGCGACUAGCCAGCAAUCCGGUCUCCCUCAAGUUUUGGGAGUCCCAAUUAGCAGGCGCUCGAUCGAAAUCAUUGGUGCCGACCUCGCACGAGCCAGCUCAAAUUAGAGCGACAGCCUCGGCGGAACUGCAAAUCCACCUGCCUGAAUUCUCCUCUUCCACAAUGACCCUGGGUGCUGUUAUCCAUGCAGCAUGGAGUUUGUUGAUCGCUCAUGAGACUGGAUGUGAUGAAUCUGUUCAGGAAGUUACGCUAACCGGUCGAAGUGCACCGGUUGAUGGCAUCUUGAGCAUAAUAGGCCCUGCAAUUACCAUAGUUCCUCUUCGAAUCUCCAUCGCCAAUCGCAGUGAGCCACUGUUGUCAUAUAUGAAGCGUGUUCAGCAGACCCUCGCACAGAUCGUUGAUCACGAGCAUGUGGGCUACCAGAAUAUCCAGAAAAUCAGUCCAGACGCAGCCCAUGCUGUUAGCGUCGCUGUACCCAUCCUCAUCCACCCCUCCGAUCCUGCCACCUCUCCUCUAGGCCACGGGAUAGGCUUGCAAAGAAUCAGGCGAUUCCCUCUCGCCGAUAGCCCUCUCCUUUUCAAUCUCGAGUGCUCUCUCAACGCCACCGGAUUUAGAGCUGAGGUCUUGUUCGAUGAUCACCUCCUGAAUGCGAGUGUAAUUGCACAAUGGCUGCAGCAGCUGAAAUUCAUCGUGGAGUCUCUCAUUUCUGCUGCUCAAGGUGAUGCGGCGGGACGGUCUAUCCAUGAGUUACUUGACCGUGUUUCUCAUUCUUCUUUAUGA
Molecule: messenger RNA, 19359 nt
Organism: Penicillium malachiteum
Lineage: Eukaryota; Fungi; Ascomycota; Eurotiomycetes; Eurotiales; Aspergillaceae
Product: nonribosomal peptide synthase
Exons: 6
Coding region: 1-19359 (6452 amino acids)
Biological process (GO): amino acid activation for nonribosomal peptide biosynthetic process; secondary metabolite biosynthetic process
Cellular component (GO): cytoplasm
Molecular function (GO): phosphopantetheine binding; catalytic activity
Source: RefSeq, a predicted model, not a curated record